Molecule: messenger RNA, 1277 nt
Organism: Daphnia pulicaria
Lineage: Eukaryota; Metazoa; Arthropoda; Branchiopoda; Diplostraca; Daphniidae
Product: alpha-(1,3)-fucosyltransferase C-like
Exons: 2
Coding region: 99-1265 (388 amino acids)
Cellular component (GO): membrane
Molecular function (GO): alpha-(1->3)-fucosyltransferase activity
Source: RefSeq, a predicted model, not a curated record
UCUACAUUAGUGAUUAUCAGUCGUACAAGAAACAAUUGAUUUCGUUUUCCUCUUUCAAUCGCACCUGGAAAUCGGUUUCAAAAAAGGAAGUACAGGAAAUGUAUGCUAAUAACGCUUUGAGAUCAACAGCUGAUCAUCCCGUCGCUAAAGAGGAAAAAGAUUCAGACCAUCUACUUACAACAACACCCAAUAACACGACCGCUAACGAGUUGCCACUGAAAAUCAUUUUAAUGUGGAAUGCCUGGACCAAUCACAUAGCCGAUAAGCCUCUAGUCAAGGGACAAUGUCCCGUCAAAUCUUGUCUUUUCACGACCGACAUGUCGCUGAUGCAGCAAAGUGACGUCGUUGUCCUUCACUUUGACACGCUGGAAGACUACCCGGUCAAUCGCCAGCCGCACCAGCGAUUCGUUUUCUACCAUUUCGAAUCUCCGGAUAAUACCGCGUCGGAAUUAAUGAACGAUUCUAAUUUCCGCUACGAUUAUUUCAAUUGGACCAUGACUUAUCGACGGGACUCUGACAUUUACCUGCGUGAUUAUUACGGCUCCCUUAUCGCCAAGGCCUCCAUUAAGAAUAAUUCUCGUGAAAUGCGAUACAAUUACGGAAAUCUGACGAAUAGUAAUUACAACGACCAGAUUAUUUCUGACGCCAUUCAUCUUCCCGGUAUGGAAUUAGUGAAAACGGAUUUGAAUUUUACCGCUCUGAUUCGUGGCAAGAGUAAAAUGGUGACGUGGUUUGUUGGACACUGCACGACGCCCAUCCGGCGUGAAGAGUACGUCCGCCAGUUGAGCCAGUACGUUCCGGUCGACAUUUACGGCAAUUGCACCCAAGAUUGCCCGUACCACUGCGACGAAAUGUUGCGCGCCGAAUACAAAUUCUACUUGGCCUUUGAAAAUUCCUGGUGUCCGGAUUACGUGACUGAAAAGUUCAUCCGGCCUUUUGUUUAUGACGCAAUCCCCAUCUUCCUCGGCGGUGCCGAUUACAGUCAGUUCGCCCCGCCGCAUUCUUACAUCAACGCCAGAGAUUUUCAUUCGCCAAAAGAAUUGGCUGAUUAUUUGAUUCUGUUGGACAAGUCGGACGAUCUGUACGCCCGUUACUUUGAUUGGAAAAGAGACUAUUACGUUUCUGUUCCUGAUUAUUACGGGUGGUGUGAAUUAUGUCGAAUGGCUCACGAUAAUACUCUGCCGAUAAAAGUGUAUCACGAUAUCAAGCAGUGGUGGAUGUUGGAUGCCGGAGAAUGUGAAUCCAAUUCAACCAAAUAUUUUUGAAAAUCUAUUUUU